GUGCUCGACAAUUACAACGCCGAAAGGGAAAAGGAGAGGAAGGCAAAAGAGAAAGCCCAGAAGGCAGCGGAAAGAACGGUUUCCAAACAAACGAAGCAGGCUUCCAAGGAGGCCGAGAAGGAGCGGAAGCGCUUAGAGAGGGAAGAGAAAGCCCGCGAGAAAGAGAGAGCAGCAGAGCUUGCCAAAGUCAAUAUUGUUCGUACGAACAAACAAAGAUCCAGUCAUGAGAUGAUCGUGGAUUUGCCGUCUAAGCUCUCGGACUCGAUACUUGCCGAGCAGGUUCUCAAGUUACUUGGAAAGUCUGAAAUUAGGCAUUCGAACUGGGAAAGCUCGAUACCGGUCAUAAAGUGGAGGCGAGAAGUAAGCUCUGCGUAUAACGAAGAGAUGGGACAAUGGGAGCCAGUUGCGCCGCACAUAAAGCCGGAGAAUCAUGUCAUGUUCAUCAUGUCCGCUAAGGAAUUUGUCGAAUUGGCUACAGGAAAGGAAGGCAAAGACAUAGACGCUCACGUGCUGGGCUUGAAAGCCAAAUUCACGUCUUGCGAUAUUAUCUACCUGAUAGAGGGCUUGGCGGUUUGGAUGAGGAAGAACAGAGCUAUCCAGAACAGAAAGUUCACUGAAGCGGUGAGGAACCAGAUGAGCCAAGACGAGCCAGCUGCGACUCAGAGAGCAAGGAAGAAGAAGGAACAAGAAGAGUAUGUUGAUGAGGACUUGGUGGAGGAUGCAUUGCUUCGAUUGCAAGUGAUGCAUGGAACGUUGAUUCAUCAUACAGCUGCUAUGAUCGAAACAGCUGAGUGGAUAGUUGUGUUUACACAACACAUAUCCACCAUACCAUAUCGGCGCCAGGAGCAAUCCCUCAAUACAUCAUUCUGUAUGGCUUCUGGUCAGGUUAAAAGCGGCGAAAAUGCAGCCGACACCUUCACCAAAAUGCUACAAGAAAUGAAACUGAUUACAGCACCGGUUGCUUACGGUAUCGCGGCGGAAUAUCCAAGCGCACAGAAAUUGAUGAAGGGCUUAGAAAAGCACGGUCCGCUGGCUUUGGAGGAUUGCAGGAAGACUGCCAAUAAGAACGGUGCCUUCACGGAUCGAAGAGUUGGGCCGGCUAUCAGUAGAAGGAUGUAUAAGGUGUUCACGGGCCGAGACGAAAAUAGCUUGAAUGUUUAG
Messenger RNA from Amorphotheca resinae ATCC 22711, 1161 nucleotides. RefSeq lists its product as hypothetical. The record is from RefSeq and is a predicted model, not a curated record. NCBI's taxonomy places the organism in Eukaryota, Fungi, Ascomycota, Leotiomycetes, Helotiales, Amorphothecaceae. Gene Ontology annotation, cellular component: Holliday junction resolvase complex; nucleus. Gene Ontology annotation, molecular function: nuclease activity; DNA binding. The annotation marks the transcript as partial. The transcript has 2 exons. Gene Ontology annotation, biological process: replication fork processing; double-strand break repair; resolution of meiotic recombination intermediates.